AUGAAGAAACGGGGAAAGGAGCUGAGGAGAAGACAUUGGUCCUUUGUUAAGCGGCUCCUAGAAGCAGCAAGAGAGGAAGCAGAGAUGGUCUUGUUGGGAGAGGAUGUUGAGAAAGCAGCGCCCACAGCUGUGGCAUGCAAGUUAGGGCGCUGGCUGCUCACCAGGUUGGUGGCAGGUGUGCACACUCAUAACACGCAUCCCACCUGUUGCUCCCCUUCUCUUGCCCCCACCCUGCCACAUCCAGUGGCAGUUCCAUCCCAGCCAGUGAGCCCCGUCUCAUGCAUCGUGACUCGGCACCAGUGA
Podarcis lilfordi (Lilford's wall lizard) is the source of this 303-nucleotide messenger RNA. The record is from the annotation of a GenBank genome assembly. Lineage: Eukaryota; Metazoa; Chordata; Lepidosauria; Squamata; Lacertidae.